Messenger RNA from Octopus sinensis (East Asian common octopus), 1078 nucleotides. RefSeq names its product zinc finger protein 32-like. The transcript is spliced from 2 exons. Gene Ontology annotation, molecular function: RNA polymerase II cis-regulatory region sequence-specific DNA binding; DNA-binding transcription factor activity, RNA polymerase II-specific. The record is from RefSeq and is a predicted model, not a curated record. Gene Ontology annotation, biological process: regulation of transcription by RNA polymerase II. NCBI's taxonomy places the organism in Eukaryota, Metazoa, Mollusca, Cephalopoda, Octopoda, Octopodidae. Gene Ontology annotation, cellular component: nucleus. Bases 646 to 1011 code for a protein of 121 amino acids.
UACCAGUUGACUACUCGGGUCCAUGAAAUCGACUGACACUUGACCCUCCCCGAAAUUUCUGGUUUUCUACCAAAAUCUUUAAAAAACAAAAGAAAAAAAGAAGAAAAACCAGUUUUUCAUACGCAUGCGCACUAAGCGUAUUUCCGCCUCCAUUCAUUCAUUUUAACAAACUUGAUUCAAGUCGGAAUUUCUCUCAAUUCACUCCCAAACACAUUUAUAAUACAUUUCUCAACCACCUGACGCACUUCUAACAACAACACCAUCCUUUAUAAAGACAUUUCCAAUAUCAGAUGACAUUGGCAUAACUGAAGAUACAUUCUCAUUAUUUAUCAUCUUUUAAAGACCAAAAUAGAAAUAUUGUACAGAACAGAUAUAUAAGAUUGUUUCUAUAAAUCUAUGGCAGAAUUCCUCUGAUAUAUUUACUCUGAAAUGUGUUAUUAGCAAAUCUUCUGGACAUCACUGGCUGGAGUGUCUACAAGAUGUGUCUCUUUGCAAAUUAAACUUGGGUAAAUUUACUAACGAGUUUUGGGACAAAAGUAACACUGGACAGAAAUACAGCAGUCAAAAUACUUGCAAACAAAAGACUAUAGAAGUACAAAGAAGAAAACAUAUAUAUAUAUAUUUUGUGAUUUUCAAAGAAAAAUAAUGGAAAAGAGUGGGAAACUAAAGGAUUUGACUUUUCCAGGAGAAAAAGGGAAACAAAAAUUGUCACAUGACUGUGAUGUGUGUAAAAAGUCCUUCUCUGAAAAGGGUAACUUGAAUAAGCAUAAACGUAUUCAUACGUUAGAGAAGCCAUUUCAUUGUGACAUCUGUGGUAAAUCAUUCUCUCAAAAGGGUCGCUUAAAUAUGCACAAGCGUAUUCAUACAGGGGAGAAACCAUUUCACUGUGAGAUCUGUGGUAAAUCAUUCUCUCAAAAGGUUCACUUCAAUAUGCACAAGCGUGUUCAUACAGAAGAGAAGCCAUAUCAGUGUAACAUUUGUGGUAGACCAUUCUCUCAGAAAAAGACUUGACUACACACAAACAUAUUCAUACAGGAGAGAAACCGUACUCCUGUAAUAUCUGUGGUUAUUCAUUCUC